GAUAUUAUUAUUAUUUACCAUCCAUCCAAACUUUUUAACAGGUGAGUGAGGAGACUCACAGGUAAAUAAGUAAGCACAGGGAAGAUUUGACUGCAGAUUUUGCACAUACAUAAGAGUUCUCUGACCACAAUAAUAAUAACACGGUGCAGAUUUGCAGAUGAGAUAAUACGAACGAAAAAGAGGUGCAGGAUAACAAACAUAGCAAAGAACCGUGUUAAAUUGAAUCCUGGUUGGUUAGCUAGUUAGUUAAUAUUGGUCGGUAUGCAACUUCAUCUCAUCAUUUUGCUUUUGGGAAUGGGAUGGUACGUAAGUAAGUAAGCAGAGUUUAUUUUCUGCCUCUUGUAUUUCUAGUUGGAUAAUGUUAUUGUGAAUCAUAUUGGAUUUGGACGGACAAAAAAUAUUCUGAGGGCAUUAUUUGUUAUAUUGCCAUUGUUGUUCGUCGGUUCGUCAAUCUGUUAGUUUUUUUUGUGGUGGUGUAAAGUGAAGUAGUAAUAAUAGUGAUGAGAUAUAUACAUAUGAAAUAAUUACAAAAUUGCAAUCUGGUCGGGUUUUCAGUGCUGUGGUGAGUGACAGAGAUGGUCGUAAAUUUGUGUCCAAUAAGAUUAAUUUCAAUUUGUUUAAAGGCUGGAUUUAAUUUCGUGUUAUGUAAAAGUUUAGUGUGAUGUGAAAUUGCUGGAUGUUUUGUUUGUGACUGGAAUUUCACGGGUGGAUUGGAUUUGUCGCUUUUUCCCUGAAAGAGGAGAGAAAAUCGAAUCACGCCAAGUGGAAUUAGAUCAACCAUUCAUUUCAUCCUCAUCAAAAGUCAACUCUCUCACGGACCGAGUAACAAACUCUUAUCUGAAUUUGCACAGAAUUUUGCAAUAUGUGACUACAUACUUACGUAUACUGCACGCAAAUAGUCUAAGAGAAUAUUGCACCCGAGCGAGGAGUCAAUAACAGAACGCCGUUUAUUUUCUCACCUCCAUCCAGUGCAAUCAACAUGUUUUCGCAAUUUGGCACCUUCUACUUCCACCUCACCGGGCCAGGUAACAAGUAUUAAUGAGAUGAAAGGAAGUCGCAAUUAGUCGCGAAGAACGGAUGUUGACGAGAAGAAGAUGAAGAUGACACGAGGCGAGGACGACAUCCCAACGAAUUUCGCAACGUUUUAACAACAAAAUUUGACUUUGAACCUAGCCAAUUAAGAAAGCUGCAGAUUGCAGAAUCAAAUCAAAUCCGAAGAAUAAUAACUUCCAAAGAAGUUUCAAAUUGCAUUACUUACUUUUGAGAUUUAACUAACCAAGGAGUCAAAAUUAUUUAUCUAUUCGUUCGUAUUGUGCCAAAGAGAAAGUUUUGCAGUUUUCGUACGUGGGCGGAGGAUAUUUUGCGAGUAGGUAGGAGAGUUCUUCUGAGAUGGAUUGAUAAGUGUGUGUCUGUGCAGAACUAUAAAUUCGUGAUCAUUAUUAUUACAUACGUACACCAUCGUUCAUUCUCGAGGUGAAAGUAGAGGACGAAAAACUUUUUGAGAUCACUUCUACUCUACCCACACUUGACUCGAGAAGUGAUCUUAUCUCCAAUCUUCCAGAAGAUAAGUCUGGAGAAAAAAGAAUUUGUCUGGAAAAAAUGACGACCAAACUUGAACGGCAAGACUCCGUGAUUUCCAUCCUUUCUUCAGGGAUCGAUUUGUGCAGGAUUUGUCACUGUGACUCGUCCUGUGGAGAGUUGAUUUCACCCUGCUACUGCUCCGGAUCGAUGCGAUGGGUUCAUCAGAUUUGUCUCCAGCACUGGAUCCGCGCGUCAAACAACAAAGCAUGCGAACUCUGCCGUUAUCCGUACGCAAUGAGGACAAAAUUGAAGCCGUUAUGUGGCUGGGAAUCGUUACCAAUGUCCACCUCGGAAAAGAGGCGUCUCUUUUGCUCUGGUAUUUUCCACCUUAUCGCGCUCGCCUGCGUCAUUUGGUCACUUUACGUUCUCAUUGACCGCACCAUCGAUGAGGUAACCCAAUCCGAACUGGAGUGGCAAUUCUGGACAAAAAUCGUGGUCGAAGCGAUCGGUUGUUUAGGCGCAGCGAUCCUAAUCUACGUUUGGGGCAAGUCUUACCUCUCCAUCGCGAACAAAUGGAUUGCUUUCAACCGCACCUUUAUCGUCGUCUCGUCGUCCCCUCCACCCAUAAAGAAGGUCAUGCUCCACACUACCACCACAACGACAACCACACCCUCCGCACCUCCUCACACCACCACACCACCCGGAGCUACGCCCACCUCCUGUGAUAAUUCCACCACCACCGCGACAACACCCUCCCUCACGAAGCAACCGCGUGGCCCGCCUCCUCUCAGAUCUCCACCCCCCGUCCUGACCCCACUCCCUCUUUCGCAAAACCCCCGGGACAUGGAUGUCGACACGGAUGCUGCGACAACCACGGCCACGGCGAGUUGUUGUUCUGGAUCUUCUAGUCCGUUGAUGAUGGUGGGAUCAGGAUCUGAAAGGUGUCGUCGCGUCGGGAGUUUCGGCUCCAGCAGUGAUGACAGGCUGGAUUUAGAAUUGGAUCUGAGCAGUCCGGACGGCGAGAGUGGGAGUGGUCGCAGCGGAAUCAUGAAUCGGAAUCGGACCGACUCUUCGAGUGAUACUGAUGGGAGAGAGGUCGUCAGGGCGUUGUUGUUACCGCAGGUCGUCUACGUACCGCCACCUCUGCCAGGAGGUGCCACCCGAACGGAGGAGCAGUAUAGGUUGCUAGGAUUUAAGAAGGAGGAGGGAUAGCGAUAAGAUAGAGGAGCUUAUCGAUCGAGGCGAUAACUGAAUGGGAAAAAAUUAUUAUGGGAUUUGUUUUUUACUUUUGUGCUGCGUGCUUAUGCUGCUCAUUGCUAAAUGGGAAGAUUUUUCUGUGUACAUUUGGAUGGCGUAUCAUGUCGUCGUCGUUGUCGUCAGUUUUAGGUGCAUAUUUAUGUCGUCAAAUUGUUAUAUACUCACAUUUUUGGGUACAACCGUAACAGUAAUCGACUCGUUGUUAGCUUUUUGAUAAAAAAAGUCAUACCUUUUGUUUUUAUGGUUUUCGGCUUCGGAUGGAAAGACUGAUAUUUUUUAUAAUUGUUGUGUAAAUUAGUUACUUAAUUGAUGGAAUGAAAUUGACUCUUAAUUAAUUAUGCAUUGUUUUGAAAAUGUAUGCAUGCUUGGAAAAAAAUCGGGUAGAUUUUUCUAAAAAUGUGUAGAAAAGGGGAAAAUGUGAAUUUUUAGAAGUUAAUUUAUUUACGAUUACAUAUGCAAUCUUUGGAAUCGAAUGUGAUUAAAAAUCUAGUUUUUAAAUGAAAAAAAGUGACAAAACAAACUCAUCCGUACCUAACAAAACAAAAUACAAUUUACAUAUUUAAAAAUAGGUGAUUAAAAACGAUCAUAAUUAAAUAAUUAACACACAAAAACUAAUCAUUAGUCAUUUAAUUGCGCAUUUAUUUGUAUUAUUAAUUAGUUAUUAUUGUUAAAUACUUAAUUUAAUUUACGCCGGAAUCAAGUAUUUAUUGAAAGUAUUUAUCAUUUCAUGGAUCAAUGCAAGUAAUUUUUUAUAUCGUUUUUGUACCCUUUUGUUAAUUUCGUUAUAAAUAUUAGUAUGAAAUUUUGUCCUCAUGUUUUCUUCUAUUAAAAUGAUGAUAUGAAAUAGUAUUAAAAAUUAACGUGUUUAAUUAAAACUAAUUGUUGUUGUUUGCUUUGAUUGUUAGUUAAAUCUAAAUUAUCGUCAAUGAUGUUAAUUAAUGGACUGACUGUUGGAAAAUGAGGAGUGAAUUUUAGGAAAUAUAAAAUCGUAUAUUUUCUCAUAUGGAGAGAAAAGGGUUGAAUUUUUUAUAGACUGGGUUUGAUUAAAAUUUUGACCAGAAUUAUCCGUGUUUCAAAUUAAUCUUUGUUUUUCAUGUCGUCUAAAAAUAUUAUCGGUUUCAAAAUCUGAAAUUGGCUGUUGGGAAAGUUUAUAAAAUUGGUGCGUUUUUAAGGUGAAAAAAAUUAGUGUGAUGUGAUGAAUAAACACUUGUAACUCAAGCCAUAUAUAAAUGCAUGAAAUUGUUAAUUGCAAAUUUUGUUUGUCUUUCCAUGCAAGAUGUAUUUAAUAAAAUGAUUAUUGUGAAUCAUAAAAAAA
This is a messenger RNA of Folsomia candida, 4093 nucleotides long. Its product is annotated as E3 ubiquitin-protein ligase MARCHF8. The record is from RefSeq and is a predicted model, not a curated record. NCBI's taxonomy places the organism in Eukaryota, Metazoa, Arthropoda, Collembola, Entomobryomorpha, Isotomidae. The coding region runs from base 1600 to 2733 and encodes 377 amino acids. Gene Ontology annotation, molecular function: zinc ion binding; ubiquitin protein ligase activity; MHC protein binding. The transcript has 6 exons. Gene Ontology annotation, cellular component: lysosome; cytoplasm; late endosome membrane. Gene Ontology annotation, biological process: immune response; antigen processing and presentation of peptide antigen via MHC class II; protein polyubiquitination.